Peromyscus californicus insignis is the source of this 5970-nucleotide messenger RNA. RefSeq names its product fibronectin type III domain containing 10 (gene Fndc10). The record is from RefSeq and is a predicted model, not a curated record. Bases 92 to 760 code for a protein of 222 amino acids. The transcript has a single exon. Lineage: Eukaryota; Metazoa; Chordata; Mammalia; Rodentia; Cricetidae.
GCAGCGGCUGGGGCGGCGCGGCCCGCGUGACCCUCCGCCGCGCCCGGUGCGCUCGGGAGCCCGCGCCCGGUUGCGCUGGGCCAGCCACAGGAUGCGCGCUCCGCCGCUGCUGCUGCUGCUGGCCGCCUGCGCGCCGCCCUCAGGUGCCUCUGUGGUCCCGACGCCGCCGGGCUGGGAACCGGCCUCCGACGCGCCCUGGUGCCCCUACAAGGUGCUGUCCGAGGGCCCCGAGGGCAGUGGGCGCCUAUGCUUUCGCAGCCCCGCUCGGGGUUUCCGCUGCCAGGCGCCGGGCUGCGUGACGCUGGUCUCGGCGGGUGGUUCGCUGCGCGCCCACGUCCUGCGCAACCGCAGCGUGCUGCUGCAGUGGCGCCUGGCUCCGGCUGAGGCGCGCCGCGUGCGAGUCUUCGCGCUGAAUUGCUCGUGGCGUGGCACCUACACACGCUUCCCGUGCGAUCGCGUGCUGUUGGGCGCCUCCUGCCGCGACUACCUGCUGCCGGAUGUGCACGAUAGCGUGCGUUACCGCUUGUGCCUGCAGCCACUGCCGCUGCGCGCCGAGCUCGCCGCCGCCCAGCCAGAGCUCGCUGAGUGCGUGGAGUUCACCGCCGAACCGGCAGCUAUGCAGGAGAUCGUGGUGGCCAUGACUGCUGUGGGCGGCUCCAUCUGUGUCAUGCUGGUGGUCAUCUGCCUGCUGGUGGCCUACAUCACCGAGAACCUCAUGCACCCGACUUUCCGGCGACCCAGUCUGCGCAGGCAAUCCUGAAGCGCAAGGCGACCUGCCCACCUGGGUUCCACCUGCCCAAAUGUGCUGAGACCGUAGGCCCUUUCCCUGCUUCCCUCUCGUUCCUUCUCCCUCUUUACGAUGCCCAUGGAGGGUCUAAUGGAGACUAGCCCAUGCAGGGACCUUGUCAUCAUCCCACGACCUUGCCAGGCCCAGCUGGGUGUCUGCCUUCCAGACUCAGGCCUCAGACUGGCCAUAGGCGCCAGGCUAGCGUGUCAGCCACAUCCAGGGGUCUUCUCCAUUUCUAGAGGCCUUUUAGGGCCGGCCAGAAUAUACAGUCCCUCUGUCAAGAGCCACUGGCACCCAGGAUCAUCAACCUGAACUUUCAUCCUGUGCCAGGUUGUCAGAGCUUGGCCAUGAUCAUUGCUUGGUCACUUUGUGCUUUGCAGAUGGGGAGGAGUGACCUCUGGAUCCUGUACCCACCCCCACCUUACCCAGUGGGCUUAGGUUAGCUUUGUGCCUUAGUUUCUCUGGCCCACUGCAGGAGCCACUCAUCAUCCCUCAGCUGUCCAUGGGGAUUUGUGGCCCUGUGACUGGCUGGCUUAUGCAUGCUUCUGGCCAGAGUCCCAUUGAGGACACACUAUCCUCAAGAUUUUCAGGAGCUUGGGGCAGGUGUUCACAGGCCCUGUUGUGUCUUCCUAUGUGGGUGUCCAAGAAGCCAAGAGCCAUGAUGUAGCUCAGCAGGCUGGGCCCAACGUCCAGCUGCUGCAUCCAGGGGUGAGUGUCCUCCACCUUAGGAGGCUGGGGAUUCACCCUUUCCUUUCGCUGUACUGCCUUGAUUAGGACUUUCCCAGUGUGUGUGUGUGUGUGUGUGUGUGUGUGUGUGUGUGUGUGUGUGUGUGUGUGUGUGUGUGUGUCUGUAGGGGUUGGGGAGUGGGAGGACAGCUGAAGGGAUCAUGAGGGCUGAAGGAAAGCUGCCAGCCCUGUCCAGCCAGAUCCCAAGCUUCAACCAACUUGAGACCACAGUGGUCACAGAGCUACUUCACUACCCCCUGUCCUUCUUACACUAGAGGAUGGAGAGCCUGAGAUCUGACCCCAGGGAUGUUGCCCCUCCAUCUGCAUGGGCAGAGGUUGGCUUUGCCUACCUCCUGGCAGACACAGGCACCUGGCUGAGGUCACCCAGACAUCUGGUGAUAUUGGGCACAGGGAAGAAUAAGGCAUUGCCCAUCUCUGAGCCUGGGCUCUGACCACUGGACUUGACCCUGGCUCUUUUCCUUUCCACCCUCACCCCAGCAACCAAGAUGACCUGAGCCCUGGCUGGCAGCACUUAUGCCCAACCUCUCUGUCUUUGCUCUGCCCGCUCCCUCUGAGGCACUGGUCAGUUGCCAACAUCUAAAUGUCCAUCACUCAGACCAAAAACACUGUCUUGUGUGUUUAUUUGGGAUGUUGGAGGGAAGGUUAUGGGUGAGGGAAGGGAAGGUGGAUUUAAUUUCUCCAAGGGCCUCAAGCAUUAGUCCAGUGGCUGGCCUUGAACCGUUUCCCAAUGGGGAUGGGAUGGGGAUCAGCUCCAGGCAGUGUUCACUGGCAUGCUGACUUUACAGUUCUGGCAGAAGAAGAGGCAGGGUGUCCAGUAGCUUGCUUGUCCACCCUUAGUCAGGCCAGCUGUGUUGGGCAGGGGUGGGGAGGUGGUACUGGCAGUGGCUAGAAACAGCUUCAGCAUACAAUGAUGACCCAUUUGAACUGUGACAAGCAACAGUUAGGCAGCUUUAGGAGGGGGUACCCUCUCCAGCAUGGGGCGUCCCUCUGCAGUGUUAGAGUUGGGAAUAGAAUUUGGCAGAAAAUGAACCUGUGUGAGCCCCUCACUCUCCCCACCUGGAAUGUCCUUGGGACUCUUUUGCUACUGUGACCCUGAAGAAAGCAAAAGCACAAGGCAGGGAUGAGCUAGCUCUGAUGAAUGACUCGUCUAGAGUGGGUGGGAGAAAGGUUGGGGGUGUAGUGAUGUGCCUAGACUCCUCUGAGGGGUGGAGGACAUAGCAGGUUGUCUAGACAGCCAGGGCAGAAAUGGGAGGGCUUUGUAGUCCAGCUGCCUCCCACUGCUGUUCUUGCGGGACCUAGGCUGUAUGUGAUGUGUAUUCUGGUGUUUUCAGCCAACAUGGGCAGGAGUUGGCACUCCGGAAGUGCCCUAUCUGAGGUACCUUAGUGUCCAACUUCUAGCUCCCUAGGGACAGUCUGAUUCCAGAGCUAGGACCAUGUGUCCUCUUCUGAUGCUAAAGUUAUGUGAGACCUCCUCAGGCCCUCAACAGGAUUCAGCUGUAGCUCAGUUGUUAGAAUGCUUUCCUAGUAUUUAAAAGGUGCUGGGUUCAAUCUCCAGCACCGUAUAAAUUCGGAGUUGUGGGAGCUAUCUGUAACCUCAGCACUCAGGACAUGGAGAAUGGAGGAUAAGUCACAUGGGCAACGGCAGCACACGCCUUUGAUCCCAGAACUCAGGAGGCAGAGGCAUGCGGAUCUCUGAGUUUGUGACCAGUCUGGUCUCCAAAAUGAGUUCCAGGACAGCCAGGGCUGUUACACAGAGAAACCCAGUCUGGGGCGGGGGGAGUUCAAAGUAAUUCUCAGCUAUAUGUUGAGUUAAAGGCCAAGAAACACACACACACACACACACACACACACACACACACACACACACACACACACCAUCACCACCACCACCAACAACAACAACAAAAAACUCCAACUUACCAGCCAUAUGGAAAGAAAUGAAUUCCAUUUAAUUAGUAGGUUCCCCACAACUAUGCCCCAGACAGAGCUGUCUCAUCCCAACCCUGUUCCAAUGUGUGGCACUUCUUGAAAUGUCCAGUAUGAUCCUCCAGCGACAUUUUACACUUCUACCCAAAACAAAACCCUCUGCUCUGCCUACCUUCAAAAACCUAGUCACAGCAUAUGACUACCUUAGCCUACCAGAAUGAUCCAUAACCAUUUUCUUUGAAUGAACUGAACCUCCAUAAAGGGAGUACCAGUGUUUCAGGGGGGUGACCGCCUUCCUCUAGAACGUCCAUGUGCUGAGUUACACGGGAGUUACCAAAAGAGUUCACUGUUACCAGGGCUUAGGACAUGUGAACCCUAUUAGUCACUGUGGGUCUUGAGCACUGAAAUGUGGUUAGUGUGACUGAGGAAAAUUCUGCUUUUAAGAUAGGGUUUCAGUGUGUAGCCCUGACUGCCCUGAAGCUUGCUAUGUAGACUAGGCUGGCCUUGAACUCCCAGACAUUUGCUGCCUGUGCCUCCCUUCUGACUGCUGAGAUUAAAGGUAUGAGACUCAGCCUCCUGAGAGCUGGUAUGACAGGUAUGUCCCACCACUCCUGCCUUCCUUUUCAGUCUUCCUCCUCUUCCCUCUUUCUCUCCUUCCCUCCCUGACCCUCCCUUUUUAUUUUUUGAGACAGUCUCUUGUAGAAUGAGCUUGAACUUUGAUCCUCCCUCCUUGACCUCUCAGGUGGUGAAGUGAUUGCCACAGACUCUCUACAGUGUUGGGUAUCAGAUCUGAUGUUUUGUGUGUGCUAGGCAAGCAUUCCACCAACUGAGCUUCAUCCCAUCCGUAUUGUGAAGUUUCUAGUUAUACCUUCAGCUUCUCUGAUCUCUUCUACAAUGUACAUUUACCAUUAAUCCCAGCCAACGCCAGGCGGUGGUGGCACAAGCCUUUAAUUCCUGCACUUGAGAGGCAGGGGCAGGGGAUUUCUGUGAGUUUGAGGCUAGCUUGGUCUACAAAGCAAGUUCUAGGACAGAGAAACCCAGUCUCAAAACAAAACAAGCUGGACGGUGGCGCACACCUUCAAUCUCGGUACUCCGGAGGCAGAGCCAGGCAGAUCUCCAUGAGUUUGAGGCCAGCCUGGUCUACAGAGUGAGAGCCAGGAAAUGCACCAAAACUAUACAGAGAAACUCUGUGUCCAAAAACAAAAAAACGACAACAAAAAAACUGAAAACAAAACAAAACAACAACAAAAAGCAUGUCCAGCAUCUUUUUUUCUAUUCGACACCAUAAUGUGUACCAUAAAAAAUACAAAUUGAUAAAUUUUAAAAAUUUUAAGCUAGGUAUGGUGGUUCAAACCCAUAAUUCCAGCAGCUAGAAGAUGGAGGCAGAAGGAUUAGAAAUCCAAGCCCAAACUUUGAGGCUUGAGACUAUCUCAAAAAUCAAAACACAAGUUGGUGUGAUGUCUCACUAGGCAAAGGACCUGUCAAGCCUGAUGACCUGGAUUUGAUUCCAAGGACUCACACAGUGUGGGGAGUGCACCAACUUCUGGAGGUUGUUGUCAGACCUCUAUAUUACAUGGUCCAUGUGCACACACACAAAAUAAAGGAAUGUAAAAAAAACAUUAUUUUAAAUUUCUGCCUAUUGCCAAACAUGGUGGUAUAUACACAUAAUUUCAUUACUUAGCUGGCUGAAGCAAGAAGAUUGCUUUGACCAGCUGGGAUUGUAGAGUAAGACAGAGUCUUACUAAGUAAUGCUAAGGAUUGAACUCAGGUCCUUGUACAUGUUGGUCAAGUACUCCUACCACUGAAGCUAUGCCCCCAUCCCUCAGCAGUUUUCCUUCCUUCUCUUUUUUUUAUUUUUUUGAGACAAGGUCUCACUGUGAAGUCAUAGCUGUGCUGGAACUUGCUAUAUAGACUAGACUUAUCUAGAACUGGCAGAGAUUUCCCCUGCUUCCGCCUCCAGAAUGCUGGGACAUUGUGUGCCACAAUGCCUGGUCCCUUGAUGUUUUCUCAACUCAAAUGUGAAGAAUUUGCACUCGAGCGCCCCCCCCCCCCACACACACACACUGGCUGGGCAUGAUGGCACAUGCCUGUAAUUCUAGAGGCAUGAGGCUGAGGCAGGAGAAUUACAAAUUUGAAGCUAGCUUGGGCUGCACAGUGAGACCCUGCCAUAAAAAUUCAAAAGUCAAGAAGGAAAAAGAAAAACCCCUUCUCUAUUCCACCUGUAGGUACUAACUCAGGGAAAAAUGAAAGUAUUUUUACAAAUUGUUCACACACAUAUGAGGUAUCUGUAAUAGUCUGGAACUAGAAACAGCCCAAAUACCCAUACGUAGGUGACUGAACAAAAACAUGGUAUGUCCAAACAAUGGAAAGCAACAUGGCAAUAAGGAAGCUGGGCAUGGUGGCACAUGCCUUUAAUCUCAACACUUGGGAAGCAGAGGCAGUUGGAUCACUUGAGUUUGAGGUCUACAGAGCAAGUUCCAAGACGUCCAGGGCUACACAGAGAAACCCUG